Messenger RNA from Pantherophis guttatus, 2837 nucleotides. RefSeq names its product ESX homeobox 1 (gene ESX1). Gene Ontology annotation, molecular function: RNA polymerase II transcription regulatory region sequence-specific DNA binding; DNA-binding transcription factor activity, RNA polymerase II-specific. Gene Ontology annotation, biological process: regulation of transcription by RNA polymerase II. Lineage: Eukaryota; Metazoa; Chordata; Lepidosauria; Squamata; Colubridae. The record is from RefSeq and is a predicted model, not a curated record.
AAACCCCUCGCGGGACGUGGGUCGGCCAGUAACCAUGCAGAGCGCCGGUCCCGGCGGCGCCCCCGCCCUGCACCUCCUGGCCACCUAUUUCCUCGACAGCCUCCUGGGUGGGACCGGGGGUCGCGCCGGCGAGGACGCCGCAGAGAAGCGCCAGCCUCCCGGGCCCCUGAAGCAGGUAGCGCCGGGGGAAGAGGAAGAAGCGGAGCCGCGGGGGCGGCAGCAGCAGCAGCAGAAGCCGGGCAGCCGCGCGGAGGAAGGGCAGCCGGGCGAGAGAGGGCUGAUCCCCGGGCCGGGCGCCCCAUCCAGCGUCCGCCAAGCGCCGGAGCCGCAGAAGCGCAAGCAGCGCCGGUACCGCACCACUUUCAGCCACGUCCAGCUGCAGGGGCUGGAGAGCUCCUUCCGCAAGUGCCACUACCCCGACGUCUUCACCAGGGAAGAACUUGCCAUACAGUUAGACCUUACAGAAGCUCGAGUUCAGGUCUGGUUUCAGAACCGAAGGGCGAAGUGGAGGAAACGGGAAAAAGCGGAGAUUCCGGGAAACAGGGCUGGCAUCUCCUGGACCCCACCUCUGGGUUUGUACCUGGACAUCCCACUGACCCAGACGCCCCUCUUGGACUCCACUUGGAGAGCGUUGCCCAUUUCUGCCGUGGCCGUGCCUCCCAUGGCCCCAGCAUUCAGCCCAACCACUCUCACACCGUUCAGCAUCGGUAGUUUUGGCUGGACGUCGCUUUUCCGAAACUCGAUGUUAAACCCUCAACUUGGAAGGUUUCUCAGUGCAUUAAAUCCUUGGAUGAGCCCCACCUCAGUUCUAAUGAAAGCUCCCGCCAAUGCUGUGGUCACCACCUUCACGGAUCCCAUCCUGGCUGAGACAAAAAACUCAAAUACUGCAGACCCGAGACUGAAAGGCAGAGACUAUUCUGAUCAGGUGCCUCCUUUGAACCUGAUGCCGAAUCACAGGAGUUCCGAGAAAGUUCUUUACUGAUCAACCAGGGGAUGAUGUCUGUUGGCCAAAGGGCACCAAUGUCUCUCAUAACAGAGACACCCAGCUUGGCUCUACCCUUGAUCUAAGCAAGGUCAGCAACCUGCAGCUCUGGAGCCGCAUGUGGCUCUUUCAGCCCUCUGCUGCGGCUCCCUGUCACUCAAAAUAUGUGUCACAACCGCCAAUGUGCGACACCCUCCUGGCACACGAUUUAUUGAGCUUUUCAAUCCCCAGUAGGCCAACCAUGGAUAAAUCCAAGAAAAGUUUCAGAAGAAAAUAGAACGUUUAAUUCAACUACAUAUGCUAGUUUUGGGGCCGUUCAAGAAAUAGUCAGGCUCGGGAAGGGUUUUGUGGCUCCCGGCAUUUUCUUUUCUGUGGGAAGUGGGUCCAAAUGGCUCUUUGAGUGUUUAAGGUUGCAGACUGUUGAUCUAAGCUGUGGCCAUCUACAAUUCAUCUCUUUCCAUGCACUGGAUUGCUCUUUAAGAAAGACUGUUUUUUUUUAAUUUAAAAGAGGGGAAAUUUUGGGAUUGAGGGUGGAAAGUGUUGAUUAAGGAUGAACACUCCCAAGGAAAGUUGGUGCUUAAAAAAAAAAAUACUGCCAGUAGGAUGGGCCUUGUUUUGUAAGAUUUUUGGAAAGUAACCAACCAAUGGAACAGAAGUUGCCUUCAGAAGUUGAGGGAGCUUCACCACUGGAAGCUUUCAAGAAGAGACUGGACUGCCAUCUGUCAAAAAUGGUGUAGGGUCUCCUGCUUGGGGGGGGUUGGGGUUGGACUAGAUGACCUACAAGGUCCCUUCCAACUCUGUUAAUCUGUAAAGUAGAACUUUGUUUCUUUUUGGAAACCGGUGAUACCACGCUGAAUCCAUCAUGAAUGGGACAUAUGCUUCGACAAAUUCCUAUUUUAUAAAGCAAGGAGCGCCCGCCAAUAUUACUGUACUGCACCAAGGAGAAUGUAUGGCUAAAGCUGAGGAAUUCUGUGGAAAGGAACCGAAUUUCAACAAAACAUGUUUAUCCUAGCUGUAGUUAUUUAAACAAUUAGGCUCAAAUGAGCUCAAAAUAACGUUGCCUAAUCCAUUGGCUACGGUCUUUAUUUUCUCAGAGUCAAACGCCCCAAAUUAUUUAGCGUUUGAUUUGAAACAGCCGUUCUGCUCUUCGGCAUAAGUAUGAAAUGUUUUCACGCUAGCAGAAAAAUUGGUUUUUGAUCAACGUGGCGCGCGGAGCCUUUGGUGCAAGAUGCGUGUAAAAUAUAUUGCAUUUUAGAACCUGCAAUUUUUUUUAAAAAAAAAAAGCUUAUGUUUGAUGAUUGGCUUAAAUAAUUGCUAUUUACUGUGCUUGGCUUUAGAAUUUCAUAAGCAACUGUUAUAAAUGCUAGGCUGAAUGCAACACAUGUCGGAUGCAGUCAGAUGAAUUAAAGGAGAAGAUUUUAAUUUGGGCAAAUGAAUCCAAUAGCAAUGCAGUUCUGUACACUCAAAAGUUACAAGGGCACUGAAAAAAAGCGACUUACGACCGUUUUUCAGAGUUACGACCGUUGCAGCAGCCUCAUGGUUCUUGGGAUCGAAAUUCAGAUGCUUGGCUCAUACUUACGACCGUUGCAGUGUCCCAAGGUCACAUGAUCCCCUUUGCAACCUCCUGAGAAGCAAAGUCAAUGGGGAAGCUAGAUUCACUUAACAACCCUCUUACUAAUUUAAUUCCCGCAGUGAUUCACUUCUCAGUUGUGUCAAGGAAAGUCAUAAAAUGGGGCCAAACUCAACUUCACAAACAUCCCGCUUAACAACAGAAAUGUUGGGCUCAAUUGUGGUCGUAAGUCGAAACCGGGUGAAUUGGGCUGACAGGUUCUUUAAUAAAAUAUGAUUUUAAAAA